Molecule: messenger RNA, 4572 nt
Organism: Lineus longissimus
Lineage: Eukaryota; Metazoa; Nemertea; Pilidiophora; Heteronemertea; Lineidae
Product: solute carrier family 12 member 8-like
Exons: 13
Coding region: 763-2889 (708 amino acids)
Biological process (GO): potassium ion import across plasma membrane; chloride ion homeostasis; chloride transmembrane transport
Cellular component (GO): membrane
Molecular function (GO): potassium:chloride symporter activity
Source: RefSeq, a predicted model, not a curated record
AUUGGCUGUUGCCUUAAUUGAUAGAGUGGUGGUAAUUAUCCGCUUGAUCUGACAAGAGCCACUGGAUUUGCAUUUGUUCAUUUUGGCAGAGGCUCAAGGCAACACAAGUAAGGAACAACCUGCUGGAAUAAUAUACCUCUACAAACAUUAAACAAUUUUGUGUAGUUUGAAAUCUCAUGAGGCUAUAGAUCUGUGAUCACCAACCGACUCAUCUCAUCCGUUCAAAAUAUUGAGAUUUACGUAUCGUCUGCUUGCGAUUGAUCUCAGGGUUGUCAUAUCAUCAGGUACAUUAUAUUCAAAACACCGAAAGAAAAUCACAUAUCUCUUGAGUCGUGAACCAUUCUGUCAAUGCAAACUGUGAUCUUUCCAAGGAUUUCAAAACGUCUAGUGUUUAUGUAACCUUGGAUAUCAAAAUGCUUUGUUAGAUUGCAAAAAUAAUCAGGAAAAUUGCAUGAAUCAUCAUGGUCUGAAUUGUUAUCGAGAAAUCAAACAUCUUUUGCAAACCUCCGCUUACUUUCCUUUGGGAUUAAGAAGGAUAUCAUCAUGAUUUAUGAUUGUGCUAUUAUGCUAUGACAUUUUGAAGGCUACGGAAUACAUAAACGCUACAGCCAGCACAAGUCAAUCGCCAUAGAAACCAUCUUAUGCCUGCAACUAGCGGUCGCGAUCCAUUGGAAGCUAUUAACGAAGAUACCAGCGAUGGUCUAACAGAACAGCGUGCCACUAGCUUGCGACCAGCGUUAGCAUUGAGAAAGGAGACUCAAGAUGGCAGACGAUGAUUCGGAGAGUAGGGGUUUGAUGGGCAAGGGGCGGCAAGAACCGGAUUGGAGCCGGUUUGGCCUGAGCCGCCAACAGCAGAAGGAGACCGAGAGUGCAGCGGCGCCGAAAGAUUACCAUGACGACCAUAGCGGUUAUCAAGAGGGGGAGGAAAACGUCAACGAGCUCUACUCGCAAGAUAAGAGCUACACAAGUAAGCCAUGGUAUCAGUCCAACUUCUUCAUCCGGGAGCCGGUGCUGUUUGGGACGUGGGACGGUGUCUUCACAUCGUGCAUGAUCAACAUAUUUGGUGUGGUGAUCUUCUUGCGGACAGGAUGGAUGGUCGGCCUCGCAGGCAUCCCUCUUGCCAUCUUGAUCAUACUCAUGACGAUCUUUGUCGCGUUGAUAUCUGUACUUAGUGCGAUCGGCGUGUGCGAGCGAUGUAAAAUGGAGAGUGGAGGCGUCUACUUUCUCUUGUCACAUGUGCUCGGAGCCCGAAUUGGAACCACCGUCGGUGUUCUUUAUUGCUUUGGACAGGCUGUGGCUUGUUCACUGUACGUGAUGGGUUUUGGCGAGAGUAUAUCAGCGCUGAUGCAUCAGAACAAUGAAUGGAUCUCACGAGGUAUUGCCGUGGGGGUGGUUAUGCUACUCUUAGGUAUCAACGUCGCUGGUGUCAAGUGGGUCAUACGUCUGCAGCUUGUACUGCUGGUUAUCCUCGCUGUGGCGGUCCUCGACUUUGUGACGGGAUCAUUCGUUCAUACAGAAGUGGAACUCGGCGUGACUGGCUACAGCUUGGAGAAUCUUCAGAACAACACCGCACCGAGUUACACGAAAGGAGAAUCAUUCUUCACCGUCUUCGGCGUAUUUUUCCCAACAGCUACCGGUGUGUUUGCCGGCAUCAACAUGAGCGGUGACCUAGACGCGCCACACAAGAGUAUUCCCGUCGGGACGCUCUCCGCAGUGGGGGUGAGCACAUUCCUUUAUCUAGCUUUUGCGGUCGUUCUUGGCGCCACCUGUGAACGAGUCAACCUGCAGACGGAUUACAUGAUAACCGAAAAGGUUGCUGUAUUUGGCGCCCUCUGGUUAGCAGGUCUGUAUGUGUCAUCGUUGUCCGCCGCACUCGGCCAACUCACGGGAUCGCCCCGCGUCCUUCAGGCCCUCGGCAAAUCACAUGUGAUAAAACAGCUAAACAUUUUAGGGGAGGGGCGUGGUGCCAAUAAAGUACCGAUCUUCGCACUUCUCGUCAUCACGUUGAUAUCGCUUCUCUUUAUCUUUAUCGGCGAAGUGAACACGCUCGGCCCGAUCGUAACGAUGCCAUUCAUGUUAACGUACGCGGCUGUGAACUACGCCUACUUCUCAUUGGCUAUGAGCUUCGACCACCAAAAACAACGAGAUGCCCGCUAUAGCCAAAAUGGCUACUCAAGUUUAGAUCGGAGCGGGUCAGAGUCAAAACUGGUGCAAAAUGGUGGGAAUUUAACUUACGGUGCCGUAAACGCAGACACAAAAGAUAAGAACGAUUUGGAUAAGUUGUUCCCUGAGCGGGUUAAUCCGCAUACGCCACGGGUGCCAGUAAGACAUGAGAGUGUUGAGUCUGAUCAGGGCGAAGCCACUUUUGACAAGACGGCAUCUCAGGAGAGUAAGUUGGAAGAGGGGGCCGACACACAACAGCUGAUAGGGGAGGGAACCAAACCCGAAGGUGCCGAGGUUAACAAGAAGCCAGUAAAUGUAGAAAUAUUACGCCAGCCACGGUCAUGUUACUCUAUAUUCUGUAAUCGAUGGUUAUCUCUAGUCGGGGUUGUAGCGUGUGUGAUCAUCAUGUUUGCCAUACAGUGGAUCUACGCUUUGAUAAACGUAGCUGUCGCUAUCAUUAUUUAUAUCUAUAUCGGACAAACGAAUCCAGGAGUAUUUCCAGGAAUCGCCGAUUUUAACUUGUAUCUCUGGGUGAAAAACGGUAUACAGAACUGCUGCCGACGCGGCCCACCACCACCUGAGCAGAUCGUCGUCACGAGGAAUACGCCAGCCAUGGAGACGAUGGCUGCGCAGCUGACCGAGGAUAAUGAGGACUUUGCAGAGAGAGGGCGCUACCAUCAGUCAGAGGUUGUGAAGGGGGAGAACUUCGAUGAUUAUCAAGAUUAGGGAGGAGUGUUAUAAACUUUCCAAAGAGAUUUCAAGUGAGUCGUGAUUGACCAAGAAUUUGGAGCGAGGAAUGGAUUCAAUGUCCUCUGCAAUAGUAUGCUGUUGUUGUGUCAACCUUUACCCAGGUGAUAGGUGAUCAGACCUGGGGACAAGGAUGUCUUGCUAUCAUCAAAUUGUGAAUUGGUGACAAAUGAUUAUUGGAGUAUUCCCAUCCUUUGUGCUGUGAUGUUAUGUGUCAUUUAACAACAAAUGUUUAUACGACCGAGACGAUAUAGACAGUGAAUGUUUUGGUGAUGUGCUUCAUCUUCUUCUUAAUCAUUCGUUUGUGAAGUUAUUUGUCAUUCGUUUGUGAAGUAAUUUGAUUGGCUUUCUGGCCUCGGCGGUUAAAGGUCGUGUUGAUCAGAAAUAAUUGUUACAAUCAUUAUAUAUGUAAAUUGUAGUUAUAUAUAAAUAGGUGUAUAUAUGGUUUAUUCUCUUGAUGCUGUGUUCGCUGGAUUAAAGGAGCUCGUGUAAUUAAGUGGACACAGUAUCAACAUGUUUAAUGUAUAUGUAUAUACAGCUCUGUGUCUCAAGACACAUAUUCCAACUUUUCAUUCCAAAGAGAAGCUAUUACAUGUAUAAUGGUACUCGAUGUUGAAUAAUAUUUCAAUUUUAGGCAUUCAAUUUCUUGGCAACCACUUUAAGCUUUUUGCCUACUAAUGCCAUCUCCAUGGCAACUGGUUUGGGUUUGAAAUGAAAUGAACAUAGUCCCUGUCAUCAGCAAUCUGAAGAACUUAUUAAAUCUAAGUAUACUGUAAAUAAUUAUAAAUACUGAUUAUAUAUCAUAUGUAAUUAAAGGUUGUAAGUAAUUAGUCCAAUAUUUAAAUUAUACAUUGUUUUUUCCAUAGUAACUUUGUGGUAACCAUGGAAUGGUUGGUUACUCCAAUAUAUUAUGAUAUAUGUCACCCUGCGUAAAACCAGGAGUUACCGGUAUGUACCAUUGAAUGUAGACAGUGUACAUUUCUAUGGGUUCUUCUUCGGACGAAAUGCAUUGAAAGUGUUUCUUAUGUGUGGCUCCAUCUAUAUAGAUAGAUUGGUUUUGUUGAACGUGUUGUAUGGCGAUGUUGGUUUGUGCAUUUAUGAUUUUUUGGACGUAAUGUCCGGCAUUUCAAGGUGAAAUGAGGUAAAUAUAAGACCUAGACAUGUGUUUUCUAAGUCCUUUCAAUGCCAACUUUAGUCCAGGUCAUCGGGCCGAUUGGUAGUUUAGAAUCUGUUGUUUCGUAGAACUGAUUAAGGCAUUAUUGGUGUUUUGAGUUGUGGAGUUUUCUCCAAAUAUGCCGAAAAUUGAUGAAUGUUAGAAAAAACGUGUCUAUUAAAGCCAAGUAACAAAGAUCCUAUGCUUCUGGAAGCGUUGUGCACCGGGUGGUCUCUCUAGUUCAAUGGGGCGUCGGUAUCCCAACAUGCUGUAUUGAUUUUCACUUGGGUUUGCAUCCAGACUCUGAUAAUAUUGACAUCAUGUCUCUGUCACUUGGGUAUUACAUUGUCAGAUAUUCAACGAUUACUUUGUGAUGUCAUGUGAUAGUUAUUAUCUUCAAUCUAGUCUUGUUGAAUGCUUUGUUGUCAUGUCUGCUGUGGCGUCUGCCAAUCUGUUAUGUCUGAACAUUUGGAAAUGUCCAAAUAUGGUAAUAAAAUUUGAAAAAUAAC